AUUGGGAGGGACUGCAGUGCGAAAUCUGCAGCACAGUGAGAGCGGAAGCUGCUUAUGAAUGAGUGUCAGUCUUUCGCCGUUGCUAGAUGCUCUUGAGGACAUUUUAUAUGAAUGUGUGCUUUCCGCUGCCGGGAGACAAAGAUGCUUCAUUGCUGUUGGUUUUAAGGAGACUCUGAAGCUUUUUUUUCUCCUUUUAUCCAUCUGGCUAUUUCAUUGACUUAUCUGCCUGAGAAACAUGCCGUUCAGAAUGUGUUUGUUUGAGUCGUAUAAUUCAUGCAGUUCAGCCUGGACCAGUUGCUGGGUAUUUUAAACUGGCUGUGAAUCUGUUUCUGCUUCAUUGUUGAACUGUUUGUUUUUUCCUAUUGCAGAUUCUCAACAUUUUUAGGUUUAAAACAGUAAAAUUGCUUUAGUCCUUUUAUAUAUAAUUGAUGCUCGAAUAUAAAUAGCUGUGGAAAUAACUGGUGGUAGAUUUUGGUGAGUGGUCCAGGACUGAUAUCUGCUCACAAUAUGCAAUUAUACUUGAACAUGGGCAAUAUAUUAAUGUUUCACAUAUUUCCAAUCAUACUAAAAUUUUGCAAUAUUGCUUCUCUUGAUGAUUUAUGAAGAUUUCUUUUGCAUCAUUUUGUCUAUUUUAUUUUUGUGCCAUAAGAUUUUGGCAGGCGCUUCGAUUUAGCUGUGAAUUAAAAGGAUGUUUUCAUUACAUAUUUCACUUCAUUUACUGUCAUCUAACUGAUUAGUUUAUGGUGUGUCAUCCUUUUAUCAAACUUUUAUUAGGUCGUCAGUUUUAUGGCACUGUUCAAGGCGCAAAUUCCAGCAAAAUAUGAAUGAUUAUUUCACGAAGUUACUAAGACAAUCAAGCUACCUCUCAUCCCUCAUUUCCUUUUCACAGAAAAACAAAUAAGGAGAAAAGAAUUAUGGAGAAUGAAUAUGAGACUGGGGAAUAUAAAAAUUGAUUGGUUCUAGUGUGCUGUAAGUGGGAGGUUUUUUUUUUUUCCUCUCCCUCCAACAGGAAGUGAUUUGCAGUGUUCAGCAAGCCUUUUGUUGAGAAGGUUUUCUCAGAUCAGUGAGUCAUGCUUUAGCUCUGAGCCGGCAGGCAGGCAGGCAGGCAGGCAGCAGUCAGUAGAGAGUAUUUGCUCUUCCCUUGCAGUGUCCGUGAUCAUCAACAACACAGAUCUUUUUCUGUUCUUAACUUUUUGGAUUUUGAGCUAGAAAUCAGCAGCAGCGUCACUGCUGGAAACUAAAAGCUGCACCACAACACUGGAAGCCUUUUAGAGACCUUUCCAUCCUUUUUUCCCCCUCCCUCUGCUUCAGUGUUGUUUCCAUGGAUUGUGUCUGUAUAUUUUUUCUCUGACGGAUUGGAUUGCAGCUCUGGAUUUUACAGAGAGCAGAUUGGACUUUGGCGACAACAGCAGCAGCAGCUCAACACAACCACCACUGUAACCUCAAUAGAGAAAAUUACAGUCAGGUGGCCUGUGAUUGCUAAAAAGGCGUUUGCUGCCUACCGUUGCUGCUAUGUUACAGGAGAGGGUAAUCAGCACCGCUCAGCCACGUCUGCCAGCACGCUUGUGAACGAGGCAGGCUGUGCGCGUUGGUUGGUGGAGAGAGGGGAGAGAGCAAAGAGAGAGAAGGGUAUGCUUCACCGUACCAAAUACAACCGCUUCAGAAAUGAGUCAGUAACAUCCGUCGAUGAGCUUCUUCACGGCCUGUCCAUGAACCCCAAGGUCUCGGCCACCCCCCAGUCUGCAGCUGAGACGUCUUACACACCCCCGACUGAGGUUCAGCCCUCCUCCGCCACCGCUCCUUCCAGCAACCCCACCGGCCACGGCUCUGACCACCUGGAAGAUGGAGGCACCACCCUCUGUACCCUCAUCAACAAGGUGUCCAGCCUGAAAUUCAGCAACUCCGGCAGCUUGCUCGGCAUAAAGGGUCUGCCCUCGGCCGUUAAGGACCUGGCUGUGUCAAAGCUGCAGGGGGGUGGGGGAUCAGGCUCAGGCAGCUCCAGUGGCCCGAGUCCCAGCGCAGCUACAGCGGCGGCGGCAGCCUCUGGUGUGGGUGUCUCUCUGUGCAGUUCGGCCUCCCAUUCAACCCCCUGUUCACAGCUGGAGCUAUCUGUCAGCAUGAGCAAGAAGAGCAGGCUGGAUGAGCACCAGCCCAGCGGAGAGGACUGGAAUCCAGGUGGAGGCGGUGGACUGGUGAGCAAACCCUCCAAAGGAUGGCUACACUCAAACGAGAAGAUCUCUGGUCCCGGAGUCACAUACAUUGUAAAGUAUCUGGGCUGUAUAGAAGUCCUUAGGUCGAUGAGAUCCCUGGAUUUCACUACAAGGUCACAAAUAACAAGGGAAGCCAUCAGCCUGGUGUGUGAGGCUGUUCCAGGGACCAAAGGAGCUCUGCGGAAGAGAAAGCCACCAUCCAAAGCUCUGUCCAGUAUUUUGGGGAAGAGCAAUCUGCAGUUUGCCGGCAUGUCCAUCAACCUAAACAUCUCCACAAGUAGCCUCAACCUGAUGACCCCUGACUGCAAACAGAUUAUAGCCAACCAUCACAUGCAGUCCAUCUCCUUUGCAUCAGGUGGAGACCCUGAUACAACAGAUUAUGUUGCCUAUGUAGCAAAGGACCCAGUUAACAGAAGAGCAUGCCACAUCUUGGAGUGCUCUGAUGGACUAGCCCAGGACGUCAUCAGUACCAUCGGCCAGGCCUUUGACCUUCGCUUCCAGCAGUACCUGCAGUGUCCCUCAAGCAAGCUGUCCUCCACACAUGACAGGGUAUUAAACAUGGAGGAGUUACCUUGGACAGAGGAAGAGGAGGAGUCAGCAGAGCACCCUUACUAUAACAACAUCCCCGGGAAGAUGCCUCCCCCUGGAGGCUUCAUUGACACCAGGCUGACCAAUCAAAAUGCAGAUGGUUGCCAGAUGGGUCCAGGAUCUGUCGAUCAGACAUAUUACCAAGGGCGGCAAAGCUGGGGAGAUGAAAGAAAGACUUUCUUCAUGCAACAGGGAUCAUUUGAUAUAAGUGGACUCCCAGAGACUAAAGGUCAAGUACCAAAUGCAGAGGAAAUGCCCACCUAUGUGAACACCCAGCAGAUCGAUGCCCAGGUGCUCGCAGCUCUCCAGGCAGAGGCUGAAAAUGUGACAAAGGGCAUGGCAGCUGCAGCCAAAGAGAGCCCACAGAAGGACCUGUUUGAUAUGAAGCCCUUCGAAGAUGCCAUCCAGUCCCAGUCCCAGCCGCUGUCUCAGGGACAGGUCCAGUCCCAGGUAUCCGGUCUUCACAAGGCAGCAUCCGUGGACAACUCGAGCCCUCUGCUUGUGCGCUCUCUGGCCUUUCGGGCUCAGGAGGAGCUGGAGGGCCAAAUGUGGUACCACGGUAAAAUGAGUCGCCGCGAUGCUGAGAAACUUCUGAAAAAUGACGGGGACUUUCUCGUCCGUAAGAGCACUACCAACCCAGGGUCCUACGUACUGACAGGCAUGCACAAUGGAAUUGCCAAACACCUACUGCUGGUGGACCCUGAAGGCACGGUACGGACAAAAGAUCACAUAUUUGACAGCAUUAGCCACCUUAUUGGCCAUCACCGUGACAACAACCUGCCGAUUGUUUCAGCCGGGAGUGAACUGUGUCUCCUACAGCCUGUGGGAAGGAAACAGUGAUGCUUGCGAUGCCUGACCGAUAAUAGGAAGCGCUACAAUGGCCUCUCACUAUGGAGCUUGAAGAUGAAACACGAGUCGAUGCUUCAAGGCUCCGUUCGCUCAAAGAGUUAUUGAGACAAACUGAUCUGCAGUUACUUAACCGGAGACGCUGGAAGAUGCAGGAGUUGUUAAAGAUGAAAAAAACAAAAGAGAACUGUUAUUAUUUUGUCGUGAUGACUGAAAUGCUAUAUUUUUGAGAAGACUUAGGUGCAUUUGGACACAAUAUCUCGAUUUGGUGUUUUAAAAGAUUAAGAAAAAGACUAUUGUUCUUGUAGUUUAGACAAAGCGCAAAUCAAACCUCAAAGAGGUAUUAACAAGAGUAUUUUAGAAUAAAAAUCUGAAACUUUAGUUUUGUCUGUCAAGCACAACCACAUUUCUACAGGAACCGUCGGCUAAGAGGUUGAGGAAACGGAAACGCUCUUUAUAACGAAAUUACGUUCGGAAAAACGUCCUUUAAUCUCACCAACAGUGUGACAGCUUAUUCGAUUAGUCACUAUAAGAAAAACCUAGCUUUUAUUGGGGUUCAGGCCUGAAUGUGUUUUUUUUUUUCUUUUCUUUUGCUUUGCAGUUGUCACAAAUUGUUGGGUAGGGGGAGGGGGUGCAAACAGCCACCCUUUCACAGUGCUGUCAAUGGCUUUAACGAUAAAGUUUUUUAUGAAGUAUUUUCUCGUGUCACUGCAGUCGCAUGACUUAAAAUCAACCGUUCUCGUGGCCAUGUUCGUAGACCUUGAUACCCCUUUAUUUGAAAGAGGUGCUUAUGUAUGCUGACACUGUAAAAAAAAUUAAAAAAGACAAAAAAUAUAUGCUUUUCAAACUAUUUCCGAAUUGGUUUUUCGCUGAAUUCUUUUAGGUGUAUAGUCGGUGAUUAGUUUUGGGGCUUGCAAUGGAUAUUCUCACAUCUUUGAUUCACAUUUUCAGCUUUUUGUGAACCUUUAAAAUCUUAAAUAUUAUUAUUACUAUUAUUAUUUGAAGGAUCUGAAACGAAUAGCACAAAACAAAGUUAGGUCACUUAGUUCACGCGUGUCAGACGAGUGUCUUGCGUUUACGCCGAAUGUUUAAAAUGCUUUCGAUCGUUUUCAGUUACUGAUGUUAGCUUUUGAUUUCUCAGCGUGUCGACGUCUUAUGAUAAAAACAGCUUUGCCACAAGAUGUCACCCUAGAGUUGGAUAGUUACCCCUGUCAGUUACAUGUGCUUUGGAUAACUGCGUUUGAAAGGAAAAUACAGCUUUUAAGCCAGUUUUUAACCAUUAAUUUUCAGUUUGCAAUCCACUGUACGCUCUCAUUCCUCUGGACAGUUUAGUAUUUAUGUUGUUUUUAAAAAGCUCAUAGAAGUGGUACACAGCAGCACUGGAAACUGACUUUUUUUUCUUUUUUUUUUAAUGCUCUUAUCCUUACUAUUGUCAGGACACCGAUGGAUACCAAAUGAAUGGGGCAUUGUAUUUGAUAUGCACUGGAUCACUUCAGUUGAACUCAAAUCAGCAUGUGUUCAAUGAGUUUGACAAGACAGAUGCAAUGUAAUAUAAUGUGCCUGUGUUUUGCUGCAAGAGGGAGUGUACAGUACAUGCAUCUCACAACCCACAGCACUGGGGUCCUUGUGAAAAUUUAAAAAACAAAACAAAAAAAAACCAUCCACCACAUCCGUUUUGGGUUAAUGUGUUUGAUUCAUUGUGUCCCAAUGGAGAAGGACACAAAGAGAAUUUUGUCAUUUACUUUUGCAUUCUCCACUUCUUUGCGACAUAAUUUCAUCAAAUCAAAUAACUCUGAAGAAAGAAUAAUGUGCUAAAUUAUUUAAAAGCACUCUGCUAAUGUAAAAAAAAAGAAGCUUUAUUUCUAAAAUCUGAAUUUGUAGGAACACUUUGGGAAAAUGUGCAAAAUUCCAAACAAACAAAGCGUAUAUCAAAAGCAACCGUACUCGAAUCUCGCCGAGGAUCAGCUUUGAGACUUAAAGAAAUGACCAAACUCCUCACUGGGACAAAAAACUAAGAACAUGGCGUCUUUCCAGAUUUCUGUUGAUGAAAAUGUGCCUUUUAUUUGUACAACGUUUGUUUUUAAUUUCUCCUUUCUCUCUUCCUUCAAAGUGCAAUAGCUGAUCUUCAAUGGGGCAUGCCUGUUCACUAGAGGUUGUGUUUUUGCCCUGCUGCGUGUUGCUGCUUGAGACUACUGUUCCCUCUCACUAUCUGUCCCCCACCCUCCCUCCCUCUCUAUUAUAUAUUAUAAAUGUAUCAUUUUGAGAUUCUAAAUAUAAAUCUUUGUCAGAGGAAAUCACACAGAAACUCACUAUUUUGGGACAGGUAUUUAAAAAAAACUGGGGGGAAAAAAGGAAAUAAAAACAUAGAGACAACAAGUCCAAAUGAUGUUUACAGAUUUAAUCUUUUGGUUGUAUUAGUUAAUCAUUAUUCUGUAUGACUGUUGGCAAUAAAACCGUGAAUGUGUAGAA
Molecule: messenger RNA, 6113 nt
Organism: Oreochromis aureus
Lineage: Eukaryota; Metazoa; Chordata; Actinopteri; Cichliformes; Cichlidae
Gene: shc3
Product: SHC (Src homology 2 domain containing) transforming protein 3
Exons: 12
Coding region: 1632-3638 (668 amino acids)
Biological process (GO): intracellular signal transduction; cell surface receptor protein tyrosine kinase signaling pathway
Cellular component (GO): plasma membrane
Molecular function (GO): receptor tyrosine kinase binding
Source: RefSeq, a predicted model, not a curated record